This is a messenger RNA of Rhagoletis zephyria (snowberry fruit fly), 1274 nucleotides long. Its product is annotated as syntaxin-5-like. Gene Ontology annotation, biological process: vesicle-mediated transport. The record is from RefSeq and is a predicted model, not a curated record. Lineage: Eukaryota; Metazoa; Arthropoda; Insecta; Diptera; Tephritidae. Gene Ontology annotation, cellular component: membrane.
AUUAUUUAAUUUUAAAUGGUAAAUUUUGGGUGUUGGCCACAUAAAGCGGCUCAUCUGGAUGAAAUGAAAAGGCUGUUAGAGGUAAUGCAGCAACGUGCUACCGAUGUUGAACAUCAGUUCAAAGAAAAGUCAAAUGAGUUGGAAAUGGCCCAGCUUAUCAUACGCCAGUUGUCGGAUAAGGCCAAUGUAAACCAAGGCGGCAAUCGUAUAGAGACCUUGACGCAGACGCAAUUUAUGUACGAGCAACAGAUUAGAGACUUACAAGCUAUGGUGCAACAAUUGACGUAUGCCAAAGAAAGGAAUUUAUGAUGGUCACAAAUAUAUUGGCAAAAACAUAGCAAGUGCAUAUGCCAAGUUGGAAAAAUUGACAAUGCUGGCCAAAAAGAAGAGUAUUUUUGAUGAUCGACCGCAAGAGAUUCAGGAAUUGACUUACAUCAUGGUGUAUGCGUUACAAUCUGAAUUAGCCAACAUGGGCACCGACUUCAAACAGAUACUAGAAGUGCGUAUAGAAAAUCUCAAACAACAAAAAGCGCGUCGGGAUCAAUUCGGGCAGUCACCAAUUGCUGCUUAUUUUCUGGAUCAUAUGAAAUCACAAAAGAACUGAGGUGGCACUUCGAUUUGAUGUCAGCCGGUGAAAAAUACCAGUGGGGUGCCAUGAAACAAAAUGAUACUCAAGCGGAGCCAAUAAAACCGAUAGAAUACCCUUCGAAGUUUCCGAGGCGUUAAGUGCCCCAAACAAAGACUGCGAUGUUGACAUUGUGGAAGAAGCAGCUUCUGUACAAAUAUGGGGACAAUAGCAACGCAUCUCGUUUACUUGAUUGAGAAAACUUCACUCGGUUUCCUCAGGAGCGUGCAGCGUAUAUAAACAGGGUUCAUUUCUUUGAAUUUAUCGGAAAUCGUACACUGAAAAAACAGGCAGGAGCGCUUGCUGAAUCAUGGUGAUUUUCCGGAAAAUGUUAAGCGACUUGGUUUCAAGCUCUACAUUUUUUCUUCGUUGACGCCACCUAAAUACACGACUCAAGGUGCAGAAAGCGAAGGAGAACUUGUGCUAUAGUCAAAUAAAGCGGCUUUCCUAUAUGGUAAAAAAAUGUAGUUAUGUUAUGGUUAUAAAAUAUCCUUUUAUUGUGGUAUUGGACAUACAAAUUUUGGAACCCUAAGGAUAUUUACUUUUGAUUAUGGACACUGUAAGAAAAAUUAAUAGAAUUAAUAAUACAUAAGUAUUUUGAAAUAAUAUCAAGUUUGGUUGACUAAAUACCUAAGAUUUUUGCACACGC